Messenger RNA from Tachysurus vachellii, 4912 nucleotides. It is a transcript of the gene ogdha, whose product is annotated as oxoglutarate dehydrogenase a. The coding region runs from base 366 to 3521 and encodes 1051 amino acids. The record is from RefSeq and is a predicted model, not a curated record. The transcript has 25 exons. Gene Ontology annotation, biological process: tricarboxylic acid cycle. Gene Ontology annotation, cellular component: oxoglutarate dehydrogenase complex; mitochondrion. Gene Ontology annotation, molecular function: thiamine pyrophosphate binding; oxoglutarate dehydrogenase (succinyl-transferring) activity. NCBI's taxonomy places the organism in Eukaryota, Metazoa, Chordata, Actinopteri, Siluriformes, Bagridae.
CGUGGCGUCACCGGGUUUGAGAUUUCAACUUCCGGUUCUUUCCUCCCCCCCAGCUGGAGCGACGCAAAGGGCAUCAGGACGCCGGACGGAGGAUUUUAAUCGUCUUAGUUUAAAUUCGGGUGUGCAAAUAAUUCACCUCAACCGGAAACUCUGCUACAAGCUGGGAAAGAAGUUGACGGAUCUCUCUGUUGCCCUGGAAAUAGAAAUCGGUCUGUUGGACGUCAGAAAGUGGUUCGUCUUCCGCCUGGGACUCGGGAGGUGACGUGUUGUUCUCCGUACUGGCAGCAGGAACACCCGGGAACGUGUGCUGUUUUGUUUGAGAGUGAGCGCUCUCUCUCUCUCUCUCUCUCUUUUAUCGGACUGCGAUGCACCGCUUAAGGACUUGUGCGGCGCGGCUUCGGCCGAUCACGGCCUCACAGAGCGCCAAGACCCUGACACAGCAGAGGCCCGCGGCCACACUCAGGACGUUUCAGCCAAUCAGGCGCUACACCGCGCCGGUGGCCGCCGAGCCGUUUCUGAACGGCACGAGCUCGAACUAUGUGGAGGAGAUGUACUACGCCUGGCUGGAGAACCCCAAGAGUGUGCACAAGUCUUGGGACAUUUUCUUCAGGAACGCUAACGCCGGGGCUCCACCAGGCACCGCCUACCAGAGUCCUCCUCCGCUGGGCAUGGGCCUGGCCGAGCUGACGCAGGCCCAGAUGCUGGUCGGUGCUCAGCCCAACGUGGAGAAGCUGGUGGAGGAUCAUCUGGCUGUGCAGUCACUCAUCAGAGCUUAUCAGAUCCGGGGUCACCAUGUCGCGCAGCUGGACCCUCUGGGGAUCAUGGAUGCCGAUCUGGACUCGUGCGUCCCCACCGACAUUAUUACGUCUUCGGAUAAACUCGACCUUACACAUUUCAAGGAUCGGCUAAGUGUUCUUACCGUCGGAGAGUGUGACUACAUUUCUGGCUUAUCUGAAAGCUUAAAAAGGGGAUUCUACGGGUUGGAUGAGUCGGAUCUGGAUAAAGUGUUCCGUCUGCCCACGACCACCUUCAUCGGUGGCACAGAAAGUGCUCUGCCUCUACGGGAGAUCAUCCGCCGCCUGGAGAUGGCGUAUUGUCAGCACAUAGGAGUGGAGUUCAUGUUCAUUAAUGACCUGGAGCAGUGCCAGUGGAUCCGUCAGAAGUUUGAGACUCCUGGAGUCAUGCAGUUCAGCCUGGAGGAGAAACGCACACUUUUGGCCCGCAUGGUCCGCUCCACCAGGUUUGAAGAGUUCCUGCAGAGGAAAUGGUCCUCAGAGAAACGUUUUGGCCUGGAGGGCUGCGAGAGUCUCAUCCCUGCCCUCAAAACCAUCAUCGACAAAUCCAGCGAGAACGGCGUGGAGAGUGUCAUAAUGGGGAUGCCGCACAGAGGGCGACUGAACGUGCUGGCAAACGUGAUCCGGAAGGAGCUGGAGCAGAUCUUCUGCCAGUUUGACUCCAAGCUGGAGGCUGCCGACGAGGGUUCAGGAGAUGUGAAGUACCACUUGGGCAUGUACCACAGGAGGAUAAACCGUGUAACAGACAGGAACAUCACUCUGUCUCUGGUGGCCAACCCGUCUCACCUGGAAGCUGUGAACCCCGUGGUACAGGGCAAAACCAAGGCCGAGCAGUUUUACUGCGGUGACACCGAGGGCAACCGGGUAAUGUCCAUUCUGCUCCACGGAGAUGCUGCGUUCGCCGGCCAGGGCAUCGUCUACGAAACCUUCCAUCUGAGUGACCUGCCAUCUUACACUACACACGGCACGGUGCAUGUGGUUGCCAACAACCAGAUUGGCUUCACCACUGAUCCCCGUAUGGCUCGCUCAUCUCCGUACCCCACCGACGUGGCGCGAGUGGUGAACGCUCCGAUCUUCCACGUUAACGCGGACGACCCGGAGGCCGUCAUGUACGUGUGCACCGUCGCUGCCGAAUGGAGAGCCACCUUCCACAAAGAUGUGGUGGUUGACCUGGUGAGUUAUCGGCGUAACGGCCAUAACGAGAUGGACGAGCCCAUGUUCACACAGCCGCUGAUGUACAAGCAGAUCAAGAAGCAGAAGCCUGUGCUGCAAAAAUAUGCUGAGAAACUCAUUGAAGAGGGAGCCGUCACACGCCAGGAGUAUGAGGAGGAGAUUGCCAAAUAUGACAAGAUCUGUGAGGAGGCUCAUGCUCGCUCCAAGGAUGAGAAAAUCCUCCACAUCAAGCACUGGCUGGAUUCCCCUUGGCCUGGUUUUUUCACACUGGACGGCCAGCCCAAAAGUAUGACCUGUCCAUCUACAGGACUGAGUGAGGAGGAACUCACACAUAUUGGUCAGGUUGCAUCGUCUGUCCCUGUAGAAGACUUCACCAUUCAUGGAGGUCUGAGUCGAAUCCUGAAGGGUCGUGGUGAGAUGAUCCGGAACCGGAUGGUGGACUGGGCUCUGGGUGAAUACAUGGCGUUUGGUUCUCUACUUAAAGAGGGCAUCCAUGUGCGCCUCAGCGGGCAGGACGUGGAGAGAGGAACCUUUAGUCACCGUCACCACGUCCUUCACGAUCAGAACGUGGAUAAGAGGACGUGUAUCCCCAUGAACCACAUGUCCCCGAACCAGGCUCCUUACACCGUGUGUAACAGCUCGCUGUCUGAGUACGGAGUGCUGGGUUUCGAGUUGGGCUUUGCCAUGGCCAGUCCUAACGCUUUGGUUCUGUGGGAAGCCCAGUUUGGAGACUUCCACAACACGGCCCAAUGCAUCAUCGACCAGUUCAUCUGUUCCGGACAGGCCAAGUGGGUCCGUCAGAACGGCAUCGUGCUGCUGCUACCACACGGCAUGGAGGGCAUGGGUCCCGAGCACUCGUCGGCUCGCCCCGAACGUUUCCUCCAAAUGUGCAACGACGAUCCUGAUGUUUUCCCCAAAAUCACGGAUGACUUUGAGGUGCAGCAGCUGUAUGACUGCAACUGGAUCGUGGUGAACUGCUCCACUCCUGCCAACUACUUCCACGUGAUGAGGCGGCAAAUUCUGCAGCCCUUCAGGAAGCCUCUCAUCAUUUUCACUCCCAAAUCUCUUCUGCGCCACCCAGAGGCCAAGUCCAGCUUUGACCUGAUGCUGCCUGGGACACAUUUCCAGCGUGUCAUCCCAGAGGAAGGUCCCGCAACCCAGAACCCAGCCGCAGUGAAGCGUCUGAUCUUCUGCACGGGGAAAGUUUACUACGAGCUGAAACGUGAGCGCGUAGCUCGCGACAUGGAGAACGACGUGGCCAUCGCACGCAUCGAGCAGCUCUCGCCUUUUCCCUUCGACCUGGUGAAGGCUGAGACGGAGAAAUACCCCAACGCCGACCUGGUGUGGUGUCAAGAGGAGCAUAAGAACCAGGGCUACUACGACUAUGUGAAGCCUCGCAUGCGCACAACCAUCAGCCGCGUCAAGCCUGUCUGGUACGCUGGUCGUGGGUCUGCCGCUGCUCCAGCCACCGGCAGUAAAAACUCCCACCUUACGGAGCUGAAGCGCUUCCUGGACACUGCUUUCAACCUGGAAGCCUUCAAGGAUCACUUCUAAUCACGCUUCGGUUGUCUCGAAAAAAAAAAAAAAACCCCGUGUCCUGUCAGGUCUCAUUACUGCACCAAAACCGCUGCUUUCUUAAGCUCAAGCUUCAUGACACGCACACACACAUCCUACAUCGUCACCCUCGUACACACAGACAAAAACAACCUAGCAGCAAAAAAAGUAGUUCUUUUAAAUGCACCGAGCACACGUCUUUCCGUCCUACACACGCACACACACUCGCGCGCGUUACUCGUUAGCGUUCUGGAGUUCUUGUUAGUCGAUUUUAUUUACUUUAAAUUCCAGACGUGUUCCGACGAAACAAGCCACAACUUUUGGUCACAGCACAAGCGUACAUUCUUACGGCUAACGCUGGCGUGACCGAUGCAGGCAACCAAAGCACAGCUCGUGACGCAAAACAAAAACGUGUAGUAGCCGCUGUGGCUUUUUGUUCAUUGGAAGAGCUUGUUUGGGGUUUAGAGACACCCCCAUCCCCCCACCCCUACCCCUUUGACGCACGUAUUAGCCGAUAACAGACGGGACGUAAACGUCGAGACUUUGUGAGAGCGUCGUGUGUGAUUACGAUGGAAAGAAGGAAGAAACCGGUCAGUCAGCAUCAUGUGCGUUCACAUCACACCUGAAAAAAUAUAAAUAUUAUAUAGUCAGCUAUCAGAUCCGUGUAUCCUUCUGACCUUCAGAUUCCUGUAUAAACAUGUAUAUUGCUCUUUGCUGCUUGAGUUUUUGUGCUUUCGCCAAGCUACUGACAUCCAAACGUAUCGAGAGAGAAUUAUUUCCCUUUGAAAAGGCUUUAACUACUAUUUUAUUUUCUUCUUCUGUGGUUUUAUUUCUGCUUUAACGCCCAUCACACGUGUACAUAAUCCGAUCCGUUUGAAUGUGGUUCGUCCGUCGGUUACGGCGCACAACGGAACGCGACACGUUUCCCGACGGCCCUUUUUAAGAUGUACGUUUGUAUUUAUAUCAAUAUGCCCACACGAAACAGGAGGAGGCUCACGAGCCGUCGGUUUUUAUAACUCUAUCUCACUCGGCUCAUCUUCAGACCCGACCUAAUCCCGUCUGAUCGCGUUCUCUCAGGUGCGCACACUAAAACCUGAAAGAAAGAAAAAAUCCAAAACAAAAACUUCCGCCUACUUCAAACUACACGUCUCUCGCUCUCCUCUUCUGCCGCACCAUGUGCCAAAAAAAAACACCACGUCCCCAAAAGAAAACCUUACGAUCGGACCGUCUCGAGAUCUCUCCGCGAACGCCGUUCACCUGGGAUCGUUCUGAAAGGAAGCGCGCGCCGGGCGUUCGAGGAAGCAGACGAUUUUUAUUUAUUUUGAUUUUAAAGAAUUGAAAUUCUGUCCUUGUUUAUCUUCAUUCAAUAAACACGUUCUCAGAGCCAUGGA